This is a messenger RNA of Chelonoidis abingdonii (Abingdon island giant tortoise), 1575 nucleotides long. Lineage: Eukaryota; Metazoa; Chordata; Testudines; Testudinidae. The record is from RefSeq and is a predicted model, not a curated record.
CGAGGGAAGAGGGGGCUCUGCUGGAUCCCACUCAGAGAGCCCUCUACAGGGAUGUCAUGCAGGAGAACUAUGAGACGGUGGUCUUUCUGGUAGGGUUUCCAGUUUUGAAACCUGAUGUGAUCUCGCAGCUAGAGCGAGGGGAAGAGCCAUGGGUCCCAGACCUCCAGGGCUCUGAGAAAGAAGUGCUCCUGAGAGCUGCCUGCACAGGGAGUCACCUAUGUCUGGAUUCUCUCUGUCUCCCAUCAGGUGAUGGGAAGGUGAGUGAGAAUGAGGAGAAACCCCAGCAGGAAGAUGCUAAGCAAGUAGAACCAGAUGGGACAUUAUCAGGAAGAUCCAAAGGGAAUGUUUUAGGGAGUUGUGCGCUUCCAGAAAAAGCAAAAGCCUGUGAGACUCAGCAGAGGCCAGAGGAAAACUUCAGUAGCCACUCAGAUCUUAUUACAUGCAAGAGAAUCAACUUGGAAGAAACACGCUACACAUGCCAUAAGUGUGGGAAAAGCUUCAAUGGGAGCUCAGACCUUUUGACACAUCAGAGAAUUCACAGGGAAGAGAAACCUUACAAGUGCUCUGAGUGCGGGAAACGCUUCAAUCGAAACUCUGCCCUUAUCACACAUAGGAGAAUCCACACGGGUGAGAAACCUUACGGAUGCUCUGAGUGUGGGAAAAGCUUCAAUCGGAGCUCACACCUUAUCACGCAUCAGACAAUCCACACGAGUGAGAAACCUUAUGGAUGCUCUGAGUGCGGGAAACGCUUCAAUCGGCGCUCACACCUUAUCACACAUAGAAGAAUCCACACUGGGGAGAAACCUUAUGGAUGCUCUGAGUGUGGAAAACGCUUCACUGAUAGUUCAGCCCUCAUCUCACAUCAGCGAAUCCACACAGGAGAGAUGCCCUACACAUGUUCUGAGUGUGGGAAAAGCUUCAAUCAGCGCUCACACCUUACCACACAUCAGACAAUCCACACGGGUGAGAAACCUUAUGGAUGCUCUGAGUGCGGGAAAUGCUUCAGUCGAAGCUCACAGCUUAUCACACAUCGAAGAAUCCACACAGGAGAGAAACCCUACAUGUGCUCUGAGUGUGGGAAACGCUUCAAUCGGAGCUCAAACCUUAUUAGACAUCAGACAAUCCAUAUGAGAGAGAACUCUAAUAAAUGUCUUGACUAAGGCUGGUCAAAAGAUUUAAAAAAAAAAAUCACAUUUGCUAAUUCCCACAUAGUGAUCUUUGCACCGUCUUCACUGUGGUCUCUCGGCUCCCCCAGAAGAGUUGCCUGCUUCUGCCUUUUGCAGCUCACCCUUCUUUGGGUCAGUCCGGUGAUCUUUUCUAUCAGCUGCUUUCCUUUGGAGUCAUAGGAGUGUGUGUCAUAGAAUCAUAGAAUAUUAGGGUUGGAGGAGACCUCAGGAGGUCAUCUAGUCCAAUCCCCUGCUCAAAGCAGGACCAACACUAAUUCAAUCAUCUCAGCCAAGGCUUUGCCAAGCUGUGCCUUGGAAACCUCUAAGUAUGGAAAUUCUGCCACCUCCCUAGGUAUCCCAUUCCAGUGCUUCACCACCCUCCUAGUGAAAUAGUGUUUCCUAAUAUCCA